Molecule: messenger RNA, 1464 nt
Organism: Neoarthrinium moseri
Lineage: Eukaryota; Fungi; Ascomycota; Sordariomycetes; Amphisphaeriales; Apiosporaceae
Exons: 5
Coding region: 1-1464 (487 amino acids)
Biological process (GO): transmembrane transport
Cellular component (GO): membrane
Molecular function (GO): transmembrane transporter activity
Source: RefSeq, a predicted model, not a curated record
AUGUCGGACAUGAAAGAGAAGCCAGGAGUUGUCCAUGAUGACAACCCGGGACUUUUCCAGGUUGACACCAAUCGAAUGGAGAAACCAAUUCCAGUAGUUCAAAAGGUGGAUUACAGUGGUGCUCACGAGAAGACGGAUCCUCGAGAGAUCGCCUUGGUCAAGAAGCUUGACCGGUGGAUCAUGCCCAUGCUAUGGAGCAUGUACUGGCUAAACUACCUCGAUCGGAACGCGAUUGCGCUUGCUCGCAUCAAUGAUAUUGAAGAAGACUUGGGACUCAGCUCGGUACAAUAUUCGACCUGCGUCAGCAUCCUGUUCGUUGGUUAUCUCCUUGGAGGAGUACCUGCAAAUAUGAUUCUGACACGCACGAAGCCAUCCGCAUUCCUUUCUAUCGUUAUGAUGGCCUGGGCAGUUGUUAGUGCCGUAACAGCUCUCGCCCAGAACUUCACAGGGCUCCUUCUGACUAGAUUCUUCCUUGGUCUUACAGAAGCGCCUUACUAUCCUGGAGCAGUCUACAUUCUGAGCGUCUUUUACAACCGCAAAGAGCUGGCAACCCGAAUUGCCAUCUUGUACACCGGAAACAUUCUUGCUACCGCCUUCGCUGGUUUGAUCGCUGCGGGUAUCUUCCAUGGCCUCGAUGAUGUGGGAGGCAUCGCGGGCUGGCGCUGGCUUUUCAUCCUUCAAGGCGCAGUUACAUUUGUGAUUGCUGUCGUCGGUUACUUUGUGCUUCCUGACACGCCGUUGACUACAAAGUGGCUCACCCCGGACGAAAGACAACUAGCACACAACCGUAUUGAGAUGGACACUACCCAGAACCAGGGAGAUUCUGGAGUCUGGGCUGGUUUCAGACAGGCUGUCAGCGACCCGAUGGUGUGGAUCUUUGCUCUGAUGGCUCACUUACAUCUUGCUGCCAAUGGCUUCAAAAACUUCUUCCCUACUGUCGUGCAGACGCUUGGGUUCAACGAAACCGUCACGCUUGUUCUGACUUGCCCGCCAUACCUGAUCGCAGGUGCCGUCACGAUCGCGGUAUCCUGGAGCUCGGGUAAGUUCAAUGAGCGCACAUGGCAUAUUACCAUCUCCAAGAUUGUGGCGACCAUUGGCUUUGUGGCCGCAUGCGGCACCAUGAACCUUGCUGGUCGCUAUGUAGCCAUGGUCAUCUUCACCAUCGGCACCUACGGUGUCAACUCACUUAUCUUGGGUUGGUGUGGUAGUGUUUGCGCGCAGACCAAAGAGAAAAAGGCUGUGGCGAUCAGCAUCGUAACCAGCAUCAUGAACGUGUCUUUCGUAUGGACACCGUACUUGUGGCCUAAGGAAGACGGCCCCAGAUAUCUGAUUGCUUUAGGGUCAAGUGCUGGUUUCUCCAUGGGAACCGCAGCUGUGGCGUGGGUAGCCAGGAUCAUAGUGCAGAGACGGAACCGAAAGCUGAGGCAGGAAGAGAACGAAGAAGAGAACUUCUAUGUAUACUAA